Messenger RNA from Monodelphis domestica (gray short-tailed opossum), 8613 nucleotides. Lineage: Eukaryota; Metazoa; Chordata; Mammalia; Didelphimorphia; Didelphidae. The record is from RefSeq and is a predicted model, not a curated record.
AGCCCAAUUCCUAAUGACCCAAACUGCCCCAAAGUGGAAUGGGCUGCCUCUGGAGGUGGGAAAUCCCUGCCCCCUCACUGGAGUCCUUCAAACAAGCUGGAUGAGAGCAUGUUAGGUACGUCACAGAGGGUGAUUCCUCGACACCCUCUCAGGCCUCUUUCACCUUGAGAUUUGGGGUGCUGGAGGGUGGGCUCCCAUGACCUGGGCCAGACAGUUCAGGUUCUGUAAAGCUCCCAACUGGAGGGCCAUUUCCUGAAUGGACACUGUGCCGGGGGCCUGGAGCCUAGUCCCCAAGGCUCCCAUCAGGUGCUCCAAGACCUUCUGAGUCCUCUUCCUCCCUCCUCCCUCCCUCCUUUCUCUCCCAGAUUGCAACUUGACCCCUUUUCCCAUGAUGAGCUUUGGGUCUGGGCCAUGGACACCUCCUCUCCUGUCCCCCCGCCCCACUCUCUCCUCCUGCGGCCAUUGACAAUGCUGGGUGUGUUUUUCUUCCUCCAAAGUUGGUUUCUUAUGCUUUUUUCCUCUCUCUUUUUCUCUCCCUUCUCUCCUUCCUUCCCUUCUUGCUCGCUCGCUGCCUCUGGGGCCUCCUCGUCUCGCUGCCUGGCUGGCUGGCUGGCGGGCUGCCCCCCUCCUGGGCAGGGAAGGCCGGAUGGUGGUGCUAUCCUUGGUCUUAGGGCUCUCGGAACAGGAUGACUUUGCCAAUAUCCCUGACCUGCAAAACCCAGGAACUCAGCAGAACCAGAGCGCUCAGGGGGACAAGAGGUUGCCGGCAGGUGGGAAGGCGGUGAACACGGCCCCCGUCCCGGGCCAGACGCCCCACGAUGAGUCCGACCGCCGGACCGAGCCGCGCUCUUCGGUCUCAGACCUCGUCAACUCCCUCACCAGCGAGAUGCUCAUGCUGUCCCCAGGCUCGGAGGAUGACGAGGCCCACGAGGGCUGCAGCCAGGAGAACCUGGGCCGGAUCCAGUUCAGCGUGGGCUACAACUUCCAAGAGUCCACCCUCACCGUGAAGAUCAUGAAGGCGCAGGAGCUGCCGGCCAAGGACUUCAGCGGCACCAGCGACCCCUUCGUCAAGAUCUACCUGCUCCCCGACAAGAAGCACAAGCUGGAGACCAAGGUCAAGAGGAAGAACCUGAACCCCCACUGGAACGAGACGUUCCUCUUUGAAGGCUUCCCCUAUGAGAAGGUGGUGCAGCGGGUGCUGUACCUGCAGGUCCUGGACUAUGAUCGCUUCAGUCGGAACGACCCCAUUGGCGAGGUGUCCAUCCCUCUCAACAAAGUGGACCUGACCCAGAUGCAGACAUUCUGGAAGGAGUUGAAGCCAUGUAGCGACGGGAGCGGAAGUCGAGGGGAGCUGCUCCUGUCCCUGUGCUAUAACCCCUCUGCCAACUCCAUCAUCGUGAAUAUCAUCAAAGCCCGGAACCUAAAAGCCAUGGACAUCGGGGGAACAUCUGACCCCUACGUCAAGGUGUGGUUGAUGUACAAGGACAAGCGAGUGGAGAAGAAGAAGACGGUGACCAUGAAGAGGAACCUGAACCCUGUCUUCAAUGAGUCCUUCAUCUUCGACAUCCCCACAGAGAAGCUGCGGGAGACGACGAUCAUUAUCACCGUCAUGGACAAGGAUAAGCUCAGCCGCAAUGACGUCAUCGGCAAGAUCUAUCUGUCCUGGAAGAGUGGCCCUGGGGAGGUGAAGCACUGGAAGGACAUGAUUGCCCGUCCUCGGCAGCCCGUGGCUCAGUGGCACCAACUGAAGGCCUGAGUGGGGCCUGGGGAGGCCCGGGGGUGGGGCUGUGGGCUCGGGGUUCGAGUCACGCCUUCACACUUUAUGCACAACGCCCCGGGUGUGGCUCCCCCAUUGGGUUGCGGGGAAGGACCCCUGCGGGCUCAGCCAGGGAGGGGGGCCUAGGACUCAGUACAGCCAUGUUUCUAGGCAAUGCCAGCCCUCCCCGGUUUGGGGGGGCCCUUGGGAGCCAUUUUCCUGCUUGCCCCUUUUCUUCAACUCGCCGACACUAAAGAAACAGGAGGGGGAGUGAGAGAGCAAGAGAGAAGGAUGGACAGAGAGAAGGACAGACGGCAGAACAGAGAGAUCACUCCAGAGGCCCCACCCGGUGGCGCUUGACUGGUCCACCAUUUUCUUUGAGGUGGCUCCUGGAGCUGUGGGCUGGCCAAGAAGCAGGCGAGGGCCAGGUGAGGCCACGGCAAUUGGCCUGGCCAGAAAGGCCCUCUUCCCCUCCGGGGCGCUGGGGGUUUUUAAGCCAUCUCGAGGCCCCUGCGGGCCAAGGGGUACAAAUAGCCGGCUUCAGAGCCGAGGCCUUGUGUCCAUGUGCUGUGUUCAAAUCGUCCAUGCGCACGUGUGAGCGCGUGAGGAGCCCGUCCUGUCCUCGGGGGCUCGAGAUUGCUCGCCAUGUGUGUCCCGGGGCCUCUGGAAAGGGGAAGGAGGAGGGAGAGAGGAAGACGGCGGGAUGGGGAAGAGGAAGCGAGGAGACUUGCCCAAAGCCCUACGCGGCAGAGCCACCGAGGAGCCCCAAUCCGCUUCAAGUCUGGGCCUCCGUGCUGGAUCGAGAAGGAGGAACACGCUGCCUCCCACCCCGACCUCUGCCUUCCAAUUCCUGGAGAGCCGGGGGCUGGGGGGGGGGGGGUCUUGGCCAGGGUCCCCACUGGGGCUUCUGCCAAAAAUGUACAGGCUGGCUCUCAUUUCCCCUCAAAAACACGAAGUAUGGAAUUCUGUCAUAUAUGAAAAAUACUCAUUACCUGUGGCUUUCUUUUAGUCCGAAAAUAGGCUUAGGAUCCUAGGAGUUAGAGUGUCCUAGUCCAACCCUGUCGUUCUUGAAAAGGGGAAACUGAGGCCCAGAGGGUAAGUGAGGUCGCCAAGAGGGGAGCUGAGACCUUUGAUGACAAAUCCAGCCCCACUCCACCUGCAUCGCUGCCCCUGUGUCCCGGGCCCGAGCCCCGGAUCCGCCCCACAAGUAACUUGGUCCCAAAGGCCAGACCAACAUCUCUCCAUUUGUGUGCUCUCUGGCCAAGUUAGUACGCCGUCCCUAGGUGUACUAUCCUCUCCUCAAUCUCCAAGGCUCUCCCAGUAAAGAGUCUGAGUCUGAAGUUGUGCCUGGGGCUGUCCCCCUCGACGGACGACCCCAUUGCCCAGAAUUUUUAAGUAGGCUGGUCCCAUGGAUGGAGAGCCAAGCCUAGAGAUAGGAGGUCCUGGGUUCAAAUCCAGACUCAAAUACUUCCUAGCUGAGUGCCCCUGGGCAAGUCACUUGACCUCAACUGCUUAGCCCUUUCCACUGUUCUGCCUUGGAACCAAAACACAGUUUUAAUUCCAAGAUGGCAAAUAAGGAUCGGAAAAUCAAUAAGUAAAUACAUAAGUCGGCUGGUCCCAGCCACUGCCCUCUAGAUGGAUACACAGUGCCGGAGCAGGCCUGGUUCCAUCCCUGGAGCCUUCAACCGGGCCCUGCCCCCGCCUUUCUCGUUGUCCUAGUGGUCCCACACUGCCCCCCCCCCCCCCGCCGCCUUCCAAAAUCUCAUCGCCUUCAUUCUCACUGGGAAAACGCGCUCGCCCCUGCCGGGCUCCGGACCUCUCCUGCCCUCUAGGUCCUCCUCUGUUCUUUCAGCCCCUCAUCGCUCCCUUCCAUGCCUUCCCCAGGGGCCUCCCCCAUGUCGCCCCCUCCCAUUGGGCCGAAUUGGGUGUCAGCUUUGAGCCAGGACAGGAAAGGUCCGGCUCCAGCUGGAGCCCAGGAGACCUGGAUGAGCCCUCGGGCGUUUGGACACCCAUUCUCAAAGCCCGAAGGGAUGGUGGAAUCUAGAACUGGAACCUAGAACGUCAGCUAGAAGGGAAGAGGAGUCAUGCUGGAAGCAACCUGAGAAUGGAGGCUUUCCGAGCUGGAGUCGAGUUGCCAACACAGCAUGUUAGAGCUGGGAGGCCCUUAGAAGACUGAAUGUUGGAACGAGGUAGAAUGCUGACAGCUGGGUGGCCCUGUGCCUUGAGAGCCAGGACUAGAGGCAGCAGGUCCGGGGUUCAAAUCUGACCUCAGACACUUCCUAGCUGUGUGACCCUGGGCAAGUCCCUUCACCCCCAUGGCCCAGCCCUUCUGCUCCUCUGCCUCGGAACCAAGGCACGGUAUCAGUUCUAAGUGUUGUUGCUUUGUUAAGUAGAAUGUUGGAGCUGGAAGGAACAUGGGAGCAUAGAUGGUCAGGCCUGGAAAGACCUUAGACUGUGGAUUCUCAGAUUGAGACGACGUUAUCAGAGCUGGAAGGGAAUUUGGGGCCCAGAACAUGGUGGAAGGCAUUGUCUUGGGAUAUAAAGCACAGAGUGAGGCCGAGCUAGGAGGAACCUAGAACAUCAAAGCUCAGAGCUAGAACAUCCGUAGAGCGUAAAUGUCUGAGCCGAUCUUGGCCCCUAGGAGGGCCACGCUGGAAGAGAUCCAAAAGAUGGCCCCGUCUGUGCCCAUGAUGGCUGCCCAGGAGAAAUUCUAUGGGAGCCCCAGCAGCUCGCUCUGAGCCUGGGAACCCAGAAAGGGGCCCUUUGGCCGGGACCCCGCUCCCUGGAGGCUGGGGGCUGGUGGGACCAUCGAUUUGCCCCCAAAGUAUUUCUGAACCCCUUGAAGGAGGGCCGAGCCGGCCCGUUCCCUUCUCCACCUCUCCUUGCCAAGAGCUGGGAUGGAGCAUCUGAAGGCGCCCCUGCAUGGCCCCAUACGGUUGGUGCUGGCGUCUCUGCCAGUGGUGGCUUCUGGGUGAUCCCGCUGAAAGUCUGAUGACUCCUCCCCACCUUCUUAUUGCUACCUGGAAGAGCGCGCUUUGAUGGAGGGCAAAGCCAGAGUCCCAGAGGAGCAGGUGUCGACCUGCACUUCCUAACGCUGGCCGCCAGAUGGCAAAUAGACAACGUGGACUGGCAGCCGUUCCCUGCCCAGGCUCUAGCAGAAAAGUUGGCCUGGUGUGGAGAACAAAGAGAGCAGAUGCCCGGCCGUGCUGGGGGAAAGGCCGACCGGGACCCCCAGGGCCCCUUACCCUAGUGCAACAGAGGGACGAGACUCCCAGCCGCCAUCUCUAAGAGGCUUGGGGCACGGAUGCCCUCUGUUUAGAAUGGGCAUUCCUGGAGGGGCGAGGAGCCAGAGAACCUCUGCUGUCCAGCUGCCUCAUUUCCCGACACGGAGACUGAGAACUUCAGGGCUUCAAGGGCCUUCGGGCCAGCGACAGAGAGGCUUUGGAGCACGGAGCGUCAGAUACAGAGGAACCUUCCAGCAGAAUUUCUGAGCAGAGAGGGAGGGGCCUUAGGACGUAGAAUGCAAAGGUUACACUUGACUUAGGGACAGAGCAAGGAUUUGAACUCAGCUCUUUGGGCUCGAGAUCAUACUCACUUCUCCAUGUCUCAGUGCUGAACUGCUUCCCAUCACCGAUAAUAAUGCCCAGGAGCUCUGAGGCCCAGCCUUUCUAGGUCUUAACUCUGCCCUCUCUCGUCCUUACUGUUACCUUGAGCAAGUCACUGAAUUUCUCUAGGUCUCCGUCUUCCUCAGAGAAGCAAGGGAAUUGGGUCAGAUGACCCGAAGGACCCCUCUAGCGCUCACUCUCAGAUUCUCGCACCCUAGGAAGUUACGGAGAAACAUUAGCAAGCAGUGACUCUGGGCUUCUGGGAUCUGGAUUCGAUUUCUGACUAUUAUUUCAUACUAGCUGUGAGACCUUGGGCAAGUCACGUCGUCUCUGCUUCCUCAUGGGUGGAAUGGGUUAGGGAAAGGGGUCUAGAGACUGAUCCCUUGGGUCCUUUCAGGUCUGAAGUCUGAGUCAAUGAGUGGCAGAAAGGUCAGGCUUGUGUGGAGGGAAGGGAUGGAACAGGGUCCAGAGGUGGCCCUCACGGAAGCAGAAGAGAAGCGGCAGGAAGGGGAGAUGGUAGGUGAGGAAGGCCACGUCAGGGAAGAAUGUGAUCAGAGAGACUCUUCCGCCCUUGGUGCCUCAGUUUCCUUCUCUGUAAAAUGAGGGGUUUGGACCAGAUGGCCCUAAAUCCUAAUGAGCGGGAGUCCAGGAGUGCGCAGGCUGGGGAGGGAGCGCCCAAAGGAGAAAAGGGAAGGCUGAGGGCAGGGGAGGAGUGUGGAGGGCUGCCAGGUGUGUCGUGCGUCUCCCCCUUCCUUCCCUCCUCCCCUCCUUGUGGGUGGGGAGGAGCCGCCAGCCAGCAAGCCCCUCACCUUGCCAUUCUUAGCUAGUGAUUCCCAGCUGGGGUCAAACCAAAUCAUAUUGGAGUGGGCGGGGGCAGGGCACCCAGAGCCGGCUCAGCCAAUCAGGCGCAAAGAUGCUGGGGGGGGGGCACCUCCUGCUCCCGCACCCACCCCCAGCCCUCCCCUUCCUGCCCCUGGCCUCAGACCAAGGAGAGCCUCCUGGGAUCCGGGUGGCCAGAGGUAGGGGUCACCAGGCCAGGAGGAGCAGGGGGGCCGGAAGCAGCCCCCCCACCCCGUGCCGCCUGCGCCUCAUUUUCUCCAUUUGUAAAACGAAUGCUUCACCUACCUCACAGGGGAGGCUGUGAGGCUGCGGGCGCCGGCCUGGGUCCGAGGGCGCCCUUGGCUUUGGACGGGGCUGCCCCGAGAGCGGGGCCUGCUUCCCCUGGCCAGGGGACCUUCUGGGAUGGCUGAGACCAAGGAGGAAGGCCUAGGCCUCCCUGGCCGCCCUCCGGUGCCCAGUAGGGUGUCAUCUGUGGUCUUGGGGGGAGGCGAGAGCUCCUAGCGAUGACCUCCGUCUCUUAUCUUGUGACCAUUCUCCUGUAAUUGCUGUACAGAGUGCCCCCCGCCCCCCACCUAGCAGUGCCCCCGAAGGAGGGGACGGAGAGACCCAGGGGCCCUCCACCCCCGGCCCGGCCGGGGCCCAAGGGGGGCCUGCCCUUUUUAUCCUGUCGAGUCCUCUCACAGCAAAGUGUUUUAUAAAAAAAGACAAAAUUCACCACCACAAAAAAACAAAAACAAACCACAAACCUCAACAUUCUCAGCGAAGAGAAAGGAAGAAAAACGAAUGGGAAAAAAACCAUAAAAGCCGUUUCCACCACACACACCCUCUCUAAGCCAGCGAGAUUUCCUCUUUGCAGAUUCCUAUUUUUGUGAGAAUGGCCCCUGCUUUGGGGGGGGGCGUUCGGAUUAAUAAAGGAUAGUGAAAAAGCAGGGCCUCGGCUCCUUCCUCCGCCGUUCCCUAGCACCCCGGCCCAGCCUCCCCCCCAGAAGAAAGCGAAGGAGAUGGGGGAGGCCAGGCUGGGGCUCCCUCCACCCCCCACCUCUGGCCUCUGGUGGAAUAGCCCCGGCUAGCCCCCCCCCACCUACUCAUUCGUAGGCUUCCUGGCUAUCGUCCCCCAAGGGGAAAUAGUGGCACCUUAGGGCCUCCUGCUGUGACCCCCAGGGAGGAGCUGAGACAGACUCCCCCAUCCUCGGUCCAUACCUGGGGCAGGGCAGACCAGCCUCCAAAACCACCCCAAGGGGAGGCCCAGCCCCCUUAGGAACAGCAAUAGCCAAGCGAGCAUUCUCUCCCCCACCCCACCUCUGGGGUUCCAGUCCUGCCUCUUCCCCCUCCCUGGCUGUGUGACCUUAGGCAAGUCACUUCCGUUUCUCACCCCUAAAAGGGCAAUAAGCACCCCCGGCCCUGCCCCUCCCACGGAGGAGCUGGGGUCUGAGUCGUGCUCAGGGUUUCCUAGGAAGAAGGUGCUAAAUCAGCUUCCCUCACGAGCACAAAAGGAAAUCCCAGUCCUGGGCUUGCUGCCGUCCCACCCUCCUUCCUGCGCCCAGCCCUGAGGAUGGGUUCCUCCUGCAGUGAGGGCUGAUGGGCUUCUCCCUCCCCUCCCGAGCUGCCCCGCACUCUGGCUCGGUUUAAGCAUCCCUUCCGACGUCACCCUUUUUCUCUGGAAGCUGAUCCCUCGUCAGGGAAACAACGCCAGGAAGGACCUUGGGGACCAGCCAGUCCGGCUCCCCACCCCGCCCGGUGUGACCCCCUUCUCGCAGAGCCAGGAGGAGCCACGGGGGGCCGCUGCCAGACAGCUCGGCCCCGAGCCAAGGGACGGAAGGCCGGGGCCUUGAGUUUUUCCCAUGGAAAAUAGUCCCUGGAAAAAAACAACCCACCCAGCCCUGGUGCUCAGGUACUGCCCAGGAAAGGCCUGGACGUGCCAGGCCGGCUACUCCGCGGGCUCCGGCCUGCCUCUGUCCGACGAGGGAGUUGGGCCAAGUGGAUUCUGAGGUCCUCCGUGUGCCGCCGCCGUACCACCCUCCGAGCCCCCGAGAGCCCACGUCAUUUCAGCCCAUAUUGGGAUCCGGCCCCCAGUGCCAGCGGCGCCUCCUCCGCCUCGGCUCUCCUCCUGUUCUCAUCCCGCCAUCUCCCCGUGCUCGGUCCCCUUCUGCAGGCCUCGUCCCCCUUCAGGACCUCCUCUCUAGAUUCCCGGAUCACUGGAAGCUUCUCUUGAGCAAUCCUCCCCUCGCACCCAGGACAGCGGUGCUCCGGGCGUCUGUCUGUCCCUCGGCGCUGUCCCCGCCUCCAUCCCCCUUGUCUGUGUCCUGUGUGCUUCUGUCUUGUUUAGAUUGUGCACCCCCGGGGCAGGGCCCCCGUCUGACUCAAUGUUCUGUGCAGCACCAGCAGGUGCCUGAAUAAAUGUUAAUCCAUGGA